This is a messenger RNA of Xenia sp. Carnegie-2017, 444 nucleotides long. RefSeq names its product hyaluronan-binding protein 2-like. The transcript is spliced from 5 exons. The annotation marks the transcript as partial. Gene Ontology annotation, molecular function: calcium ion binding. The record is from RefSeq and is a predicted model, not a curated record. Lineage: Eukaryota; Metazoa; Cnidaria; Anthozoa; Malacalcyonacea; Xeniidae. Gene Ontology annotation, biological process: establishment or maintenance of epithelial cell apical/basal polarity; heterophilic cell-cell adhesion. Gene Ontology annotation, cellular component: plasma membrane; protein-containing complex.
AAAUGUAAUAUUGGUUAUUCGGGAAAUGAAAUUCUUUGCAAAGAGAUAAAACCGUGCCAGCAAAAUCCUUGUGAAAACAAGGGUAUUUGUACGAAAAAAGGAUAUACAUUCUCGUGUAAAUGUGCUGAUGGUUUUAAAGGCAAAACCUGUGAAGUUGGAGUUUGUGAUCAUUCCCCUUGCAAAAAUGGUGCCCAAUGUCUUUUUGAAAGCAAUUCAUACAAAUGUAACUGUCCUCCUAACUUUGUUGGAUUUCACUGUGAAAAGGAGCUUCCAAGUCCUUGCAAGCCAAAUCCAUGUAAAAACUGUGGACAAUGCAACGUAUUUGGCAAAAUUAACCCGUUUAAAUGCAAGCCUAAGUUUGGCGGUAACAACUGUGAACAUUCUGAAACGUCAUGUUAUGCUUCUGGUGAUCCUCAUUACACCUCAUUUGAUGGCAAAGAUUCG